Molecule: messenger RNA, 5657 nt
Organism: Boleophthalmus pectinirostris (great blue-spotted mudskipper)
Lineage: Eukaryota; Metazoa; Chordata; Actinopteri; Gobiiformes; Gobiidae
Gene: atp1a3b
Product: ATPase Na+/K+ transporting subunit alpha 3b
Exons: 23
Coding region: 542-3610 (1022 amino acids)
Biological process (GO): intracellular sodium ion homeostasis; proton transmembrane transport; potassium ion import across plasma membrane
Cellular component (GO): membrane
Molecular function (GO): P-type sodium:potassium-exchanging transporter activity; ATP hydrolysis activity; ATP binding
Source: RefSeq, a predicted model, not a curated record
UGUUCGUCCAUUUACACAAUCUCAGUCUAGAGACACUCGACGCAGCUGCCGCACGCCUCGGAACUCUGCAGUAAAACAGGAGGGGCAGGACUGGUCCCGAUUGGUCUGAAAGCAAAACUAGAUAACGACGAUUGGUUAGCUUUUCUGUCGCUGAGUAGACGCUCAGACCCCGGAAUGGUCGCAUUUUGAGCGGUGGGCGGGUUCGAGGGGGGCUUCACAUCACCCAUUUGCGCUCAAGGCGGAGUGGUGCGACACGAGGUGCGGAGUACUGCGGCAGCCGGCACCGCCGCGGAGGGAGAUAGAUCCUGAAAAGGCAGGUCUGUGCUGCGUCUCUCCUUUCGCUCUUUCCACGAGAGUCUCAGAGCGCCCAGGACCAUCCCCGCGUGAUGCUCCGCUUGAGACCGCAACAUUUCAUUUGACGUCUCACUUGCUGGGAAAGUGUCGCCUUCGGUUUCAGAGGCACCUUACUGUAUUUUGAUCGUAGAGGCUGACACCUCUCAAGCCGUGCAUCACCUGAGAGGAGAAGAGUGACUGCGCCAACAUGGGGUAUGGGCGGUCAGACAGUUACCGCGUUGCCACCACACAGGACAAAGAUGGCCGAUCCCCCACCAAGAAGAAGGGGGGCAAGGACAUGGACGAGCUCAAGAAGGAAGUCCCCAUUACGGAGCAUAAGAUGUCCGUGGAAGAAGUGUGCAGGAAAUACCAGACCGACAUUGUCCAGGGCUUAACCAACUCGAGGGCCGCUGAGUUUCUGAAGAGAGACGGUCCCAACGCCCUGACCCCCCCUCCCACCACCCCCGAGUGGGUCAAGUUCUGUCGUCAGCUCUUUGGAGGUUUCUCCAUCCUGCUGUGGACCGGAGCCAUCCUCUGCUUCCUGGCCUACGCCAUCCAGGCCGCCACCGAGGACGAGCCGGCCGGAGACAACUUGUACCUCGGUAUCGUGCUGACGGCUGUAGUCAUCAUCACCGGUUGUUUCUCUUAUUUCCAAGAAGCCAAAAGCUCCAAGAUCAUGGAGUCGUUUAAGAACAUGGUGCCCCAGCAAGCGUUGGUGAUCCGUGAGGGAGAGAAAGUGCAGAUUAACGCUGAGGAGGUGGUGGCUGGAGACCUGAUCGAAGUGAAAGGAGGAGACAGGAUCCCAGCCGACAUCAGGGUGGUCUCUGCUCAUGGAUGCAAGGUCGACAACUCCUCCCUCACCGGAGAGUCCGAGCCCCAGAACAGGUCACCCGACUGCACCCACGACAACCCACUGGAAACCCGGAAUGUCGCUUUCUUUUCUACAAACUGUGUGGAAGGCACUGCUCGUGGUAUUGUGAUCUGCACCGGCGACCGCACGGUUAUGGGGCGCAUUGCCACGCUGACGUCGGGUUUGGAGACGGGCAAAACCCCCAUCGCCAAGGAGAUCGAGCACUUCAUCCACAUCAUCACGGGCGUGGCAGUGUUCCUGGGAGUCACCUUCUUCAUCCUGGCCAUCAUCCUGGGCUACACCUGGCUCGAGGCCGUCAUCUUCCUCAUCGGGAUCAUUGUGGCUAAUGUGCCCGAGGGACUGCUGGCCACUGUCACUGUGUGUCUGACCCUGACGGCCAAGCGCAUGGCCAAGAAGAACUGUCUGGUGAAGAACCUGGAGGCUGUGGAGACCCUGGGUUCCACUUCAACGAUCUGCUCCGACAAGACAGGAACCCUGACCCAGAACCGCAUGACUGUGGCUCACAUGUGGUUUGACAACCAGAUCCACGAGGCAGACACCACCGAGGAUCAGUCUGGUGCUUCGUUCGAUAAGUCGUCGAUCACAUGGCAGGCGUUGUCGCGCGUGGCCGGUCUGUGUAACCGCGCUCAGUUUAAGGCGGGACAGGACUCCAUCGCCAUCCUGAAGAGGGACGUGGCAGGAGACGCCUCCGAGUCGGCCCUGCUCAAAUGCAUCGAGCUCUCGUGUGGAUCAGUCAGACAGAUGAGAGACAGGAACAAGAAAGUGGCCGAGAUCCCGUUCAACUCCACCAACAAAUACCAGCUCUCAGUGCACGAGACAGAAGACCCCAAUGAUAACCGCUACCUGCUGGUGAUGAAGGGGGCUCCGGAGAGGAUCCUGGAACGCUGCUCCACCAUCAUGAUCCAGGGCAAAGAGCAGCCCAUGGAUGAGGAGUUGAAGGACUCUUUCCAGAACGCGUACAUGGAGCUGGGAGGACUGGGAGAGAGAGUGUUGGGUUUCUGCCAUCUGCUGCUGCCUGAGGACCAGUAUCCAAAGGGCUUUGCCUUCGACACAGAUGAUGUGAACUUCCAGACAGAGAACCUUUGCUUCGUGGGUCUCAUGUCCAUGAUCGACCCCCCCAGAGCCGCGGUGCCCGACGCUGUGGGCAAGUGCAGAUCCGCUGGUAUCAAGGUUAUCAUGGUGACUGGAGACCACCCGAUCACAGCUAAGGCCAUUGCCAAAGGUGUGGGCAUCAUCUCCGAAGGAAACGAGACCGUGGAAGACAUCGCACUUCGUCUAAAUAUUCCCGUCAGCCAAGUCAACCCCAGAGACGCCAAAGCCUGUGUGAUCCACGGCACGGACCUGAAGGAGCUUUCGCAGGACCAAAUGGACGACAUCCUGAGGAACCACACGGAGAUUGUUUUUGCCAGAACUUCUCCACAGCAGAAGCUCAUCAUCGUGGAAGGAUGCCAGAGACAGGGAGCCAUCGUAGCUGUGACCGGGGACGGUGUGAACGACUCUCCCGCUCUGAAAAAGGCUGAUAUCGGCGUUGCCAUGGGGAUCUCGGGCUCAGACGUGUCUAAACAGGCGGCGGACAUGAUCUUACUGGAUGACAACUUCGCCUCUAUUGUGACUGGAGUGGAGGAAGGGCGUCUGAUCUUUGAUAACCUGAAGAAGUCCAUCGCCUACACUCUCACCAGUAACAUCCCCGAGAUCACUCCCUUUUUGUUCUUCAUCAUCGUCAACAUCCCUCUGCCUCUGGGAACCAUCACCAUCCUGUGUAUCGACCUGGGCACGGACAUGGUCCCUGCCAUCUCCUUGGCCUACGAGGCGGCAGAGAGCGACAUCAUGAAGAGGCAGCCCAGGAACCCCUUCAGGGACAAGUUGGUGAACGAGAGGCUCAUCAGCAUUGCCUACGGACAAAUCGGGAUGAUCCAGGCUCUGGGUGGGUUCUUCACAUAUUUUGUCAUCCUGGCGGAGAACGGUUUCCUGCCCUCUCAGUUAGUGGGCAUCAGACUGAACUGGGACGACCGCGCAUGCAAUGAUUUAGAAGACAGCUACGGACAGCAGUGGACUUAUGAACAGAGGAAGAUCGUGGAGUUCACCUGUCACACGGCGUUCUUCGUCAGUAUCGUGGUGGUGCAGUGGGCCGACGUCAUCAUCUGUAAGACCAGACGUAACUCUGUGUUCCAGCAGGGCAUGAAGAACAAGAUCCUGAUCUUCGGCCUGUUCGAGGAGACAGCUCUGGCUGCGUUCCUGUCCUACUGCCCCGGGAUGGACGUGGCCCUCAGGAUGUACCCUCUCAAACCAACGUGGUGGUUCUGCGCAUUCCCAUACAGCUUCCUCAUCUUUGUUUAUGAUGAAAUCCGAAAACUGCUCAUUCGCCGCAACCCUGGAGGUUGGGUGGAGCGGGAGACGUACUAUUGAUGGAAAUGCCCCGUUUUACGCUCCCAAAACCUUCCUCCUCGUUCCUUAAGCCAUUUCAUCUCAGCAAGAUCUCAUUUUCGGACACCCCUUAUAAGGACUACGACGCUUUUACGCAAUUUUCAUCACAACUGCCCAAAGAUUCAAACUGCAAAAAGUCCUUUACAACUUUCUACAUGGCCCCUCCCCCCCUUCCUCUUCCCCUUCCUUCCUUCUCUCUUUUCCUCUUCUGUCUUACCCUUCAUCUUCUAUAAUACUCUUUGCAUGUGUACAUAAAACAAUAUAUAUUUACCAAGAGGCAGCUGCAUAACGUGUAAGUUUGACUGAGCUAAGGAAACAAAGAGAGGGUCAUAUGCUCUGCAACGAGACCCCCCCGAAGCCCCACCCCCUCUCACCCGAUCGCCCGAAAACCCCGAUCACCUUCCUCCCAUAGCCAUCUUUUAUCGUCCGGAUCGAACUUUCACUCGGACCGACCGCACACACACGUACACGAGAAACACUGCCCGGAAAAUCAAACCAUCGACUUGAGUUAAAAUCGCUUUGAAUUCUGAAUUUAAACUUGAUUUGAGAAAUUUGGACAAGAUUAACAUUUUUUAUUUAUGUAUUUCUGAUUUGUUUCGAUGUGUUUUUUCUCUGUGGGUGAAGUCAUAUUUUUAUGACUUGCGUGAAAAAUUGCAACACCGCUGACGAAAAUACGCUGAAAUCGAAAAGUAACCGAAACGAAAUGACUGUUCUGGAUUCUCAAGCCGUUUUAACUCCUUCGUUUUUGCCGUGUUCGUCCCUCCAUCCGUCGGAAACCACAGUAUUAUUUGUUCAGAUGUGUUCUGGGGGCGGGGUUUAAUCAUUUUCAUCUUCUUUAAAGGAGGGGCACGAGUGUGUGUGAGCGCUGCUUUAAACCGCGUAGGCCCGACAAAGCACACCCAACAUGGCGUACCAUCCCACAAUGUACAAAAACGAACCAUCUAGUCUCGGUUAAAAUGGCUCAGAAUAAUCGAGUAAUCGUGAGAAAAACGUUUAAGAUCACGAUUUAUGUUUUGACGAUGCAGAAGUAUGGUUAAAAACAUGAAAAUUUUAAAGAAACGCUGCAAAAAGAGAGAAUAAAAUGACAAAUAAUACAAACUUGCAACGUAAUUUUCCAUAUAAAAUCAAAUUUAACUUUUUUGCUUUGAGUGAAUUUUAAAGAAAAAAAAUUUAGAUUAAAAUUAGAAUUAAUACAAACUUGGAGCGUAAUGUUCCGUAUAAGAACAAAUUUAACCUUUUUGCUUUGAGUGAACCUAUAUACAAGUAUAAUUUAGCGCAUUUCUGAUAAAUUUUCAAAAUAAACUUAAGAUAUUUUUAUGAAGGCAAGCCAAAAACAUAUUAAUAUUGUAAUUUUCAUGAGAUUUUCAUACACAAUUGGCUGUUAAUUUGACUUAAAGAAUUAAAAAAGGUCAAAUUAUCAUUGCUCUACCAACUAAAUUAAACGUCUCCGUAAAAAUCUGCUGGAAUAAUUCUGAGUUUAAGCCGUUUUAAAUCGAUCUAGAUGUUGUUUCUUUGCAGUGCAGCCGCCUUCUCCUCUUCUCCUCUCUCUCUCUCUCUUCCACUCCUUUCCUGCCCCGUUUGUGUGCUGUGUGAACCGUCCUCGAUAAUACUUAAACAAACCAUUCUUUCUGUGUGCUCUAGAAAAUAUAUAAUUCAGUAAUAUGAACUUUAAACGACUACAAUCACAUCUUCAUGAAAUGACAAUGCAAUGCAAGACAAGUACUGUAUUUGUUCGGUUUCCAGUCACUUUCGCUUCUCAAUAAAAGCAGGGUUGAAGCUUUCAGGUUCUGUGUGCUUGGUUCUGGUGUCGCAGUGUGCCGUGGUGAGUCAGUGGGGCUGUGCGUGCAUGUGUGUGGGAGACCGGUGAGCGGCCAGUAAUCUCAGGCUAUAAAGUUUAGGGCGGAUUCAAGAUGGCUAAACCAAUGGGAAACGAAUAUAAGAGAAUAAAACGAGACCACGCAUCAAGUAGAGCAAGUGUGUCAAACUAAUGAAAUCGACUCAAUAAAACAUCUAGAACAUUUAAUACAAA